Molecule: messenger RNA, 1932 nt
Organism: Oncorhynchus kisutch (coho salmon)
Lineage: Eukaryota; Metazoa; Chordata; Actinopteri; Salmoniformes; Salmonidae
Exons: 14
Coding region: 102-1538 (478 amino acids)
Biological process (GO): mitochondrial fusion
Source: RefSeq, a predicted model, not a curated record
UGAAUUUCGUAGCGCCCUCUUGAAUUGACCAUUUUUCUCUCAACCUUCAUCAGAGGCUUUUAUCCAAAGCGAGUUACAAUAAAACCUGCUGUCGUUUAUGUAUGGGUGGUGACGGGAAUCGAACCCAUUACCCUGGCGUUGCAAGCGUCAUGCUCUAUCAACUGAACUACGAAGGAGCACUUCAAGACCUGAGAACAAUCGACUGGAAAAUGCCUGGGUGCUUUUCAAGACUGGCGGAGAGAGUGCGUGGACGUCUGCGGCCUACUGCGUCGACAGGUUGUUCAAACUCAUUUGUGGCUUGUUUUUCUUGUCUUUUUCUGUUUUGCAGGGUUCGUGAUCGUCGACAGAUGGACAGCGACUUCGAAGAGGAAACAACUGUCCUGGAUGAGGUCCAGUUGGAUGUGCCAUUGGAUGAUGUCCCAGAUGUUCCACAGCUGCCAGUCCUCCUUGAUGUCCAGAAUGCUGCUAUUAUCAUUGAGGAUGUGCCAGAUGUGCAGACUAUCCUUGAGGAGGCCACUGGCAAUUGGCAGUUGAUUCUGAUUAGGUUCAGCCCCCUGUAUUGUGGGCCUGUUGUGAUCAGGAACAAUGCCGGUCCGGUGGUUAUAGCUUGGAGAACUUUCCAGUUCAUCAGCCCCAUCAUCACCUACAUGCGUGGGGGAUCUCAGCAGGUGGUGGUGAGGAUGCACCACGUGAGUAGGGUGACAGGCCUGGAGACUCAACUGGUGUGGGCCAUCUCCAAGGAGACAGCCAGGCUUAGUCCAGAGGGCAUCCCCUACUGUGCCACCAAAGUGCAGUCCAUCACUUGGAUCCAGCGUGUGGCUGGCAGGGUGACCCACUAUGCGUCUCACCUCCGCCACGAGACGUCUGUGGACGUGACGCUUGGCUGCUACCAGCAGACUGAUGUCUCAGUGGUGUACACCACUCUCCACAUGGGGCUGGACGGGCUUCUCUCCUCUUCAGCGUGGUCGGAGGCUGCCUCCUUCUCUACGCCCACCACUCAGCACUUCACUGACCCAGAGCCUGAGGGCCACAACUGCUAUGAGGGCUGGGAGGAGGACCUGCUGCCUGAGGAGAGGGAGGUUCCUCUGCUAAACCUCUACCUCACCACCAAGAGAGUGGAGGACAUCGCCCUGAGGCUCGUCUCCCUGCGCCAGGCCUUCACUACCCUGCUUGGUUCCACCCUGAGCAGGAACCAUCUGUUUGUGGCGGGAAAGGUCCUCCUGGGCGCACUGGUUCAGGCCAACCACAUGGACGAGGCCAAGUUCAUAAGUACCUAUAACGACUUUGUGGACUCUAAAAGGAAGCGGAAUGACAUUGAGAGGGAGCUGGCUGAGGCAAAGAUCCAUCAUAUGAACAUGAUAGAUGUCCUCUUUGAGCUGGUGCUGUUUGGGAUGAUGACAGCUCAGAAGUCCCUGAUGGUGCAUCCUGGUGGGUUCGUGGAGCGUCUGUACGCUCUCCUGUACUCCUUCCUGCCCACUGCUGCCAACAUGGAGCCAGAGGCUGACAGAUACCUGCUGCAGCUCAAUGUAAGAGUCUAGGUUACUUCCUGUUUACUUCCUUAUUCAUGGUUUACAGGGUUUCAAUGCCAUUUUAGGGGGAGUAUUUCUGAUGGUCUCUCUCCUCUUGAUAAGCUAGUAACUGAGAGCCAUUUUCUAUGUGUUGUGGGGUGUUCUCUUCAGGGCGGGCUGAUGGCUCUGCUAGAUGACAUGUUUGGCCAGCAGCUGGCCUGGUACUUUAACCCAGAGUCUCUGGUCACUGAGCUCUCCAGCCUCCUGGAGUACCACUUGGAGAACCUCAUGGCCAGCAUGUAGUCCUACUGCAGGGACCAUACUCCUUUCUCCUUCGCUCUCUCUUUUGAAGGAAUUGAAGUGCUUUGUUGAACCCUGAUUAGUUUUUAACACACAUUAAUUUAAUGUAUUCUCUUGUUUUCUC